This is a messenger RNA of Paramecium sonneborni, 1120 nucleotides long. Lineage: Eukaryota; Ciliophora; Oligohymenophorea; Peniculida; Parameciidae. The record is from the annotation of a GenBank genome assembly.
CAAUCACAGACUAAAUGAAAAAACAGGUUAAAAGUACUGAUUUUGAUGCUGUAAUAUAGAAACUCAAUAUUCAUUGCAAAACUAAUAUAGAUGAUUGUAUUUAUUUAAAUUUUAGUUCUUAUAGAUUUAGAUCCAUUAUAAAAAAUAAAAAAUUCCUCUCCCAUGAUUUUCGGUGAUUAUUGCAACUCUAAUAUGCCAAUUCAAUUAUAACUAUCUCCAAUUGAUACGAAUCAAAAAAGUUAUAUAUCAUUACUAUCGGACAAUAUUGAGUUUUCGGUUAAAGAUAAAAAAUAAGGCAAUAACUCAUAUUAAUCAUUUGAGCAGCCUUAAUUAAGAAUUCCUGAUAGCAUUAAAUGUUUUGUUUAUAAAGAAAAAAUAGUUAACGAAGAAUAAAGUAUUCUAAAUAAAAGAUUGAAAGAAAUUAGACAUAUUUAUGUGAAAAAGCUGGAAUAGUUAGAUGAAUGUAAAAGUUAUUUAAUAAAAAAUAGAAUAUCUUCAUUAAAGAUUAUAAAUUUUAGAGUAAUUUGAAUAGCAUUUGAGUUAGAAAAGCCCAAAGAAGAUGAAGGAAUAACCUUUGAAGAGUGCUUUAAAAAAGAAGGAUUCAGCAUGUUCUUCUCGUUAUUACACUUAAAAUAUAAAUGAUUCAUAAGAAGAUGAUUGGAAGUUCAUUCGUGAUGCUCAAAAUAUUCUAAAGAAAUAGAAAUCAUCAUAUGAUGAAGAAUUUAUCACUCCAUCUAAAGUUAGAUUUGUAAGAUUAUCAUUUAAUUCAUUUAGUAGAAGAAAUCAAAGAAAUCUUAACUAAAAGAUGAUUCAUUUUAAGUAUUAUAAUUUAGAAAUUGAUAAAGUAAUCGUUUUAUUAUUUAAUAUAAUGAAUAUAUUAAAAGUAUUAUUGCUUGUUUUUUUGAUAUUCACAGUAGUAACAGCCCAGUAAUUGAGAGGAAACAAUGAUUAAACUGAUACAUCAUAAGAAGUGAAAAAAUGUUCAUGUGGAUCAGGAAAAACUACAACAAGUGGAUAAGGUUAGAACAAAGUUUCAUUGCUUCAAUAUUAAGAGGCUUUAAAGAAGUUACGUGAAGGAAUCUAAGAGGCUUCAUCUGAUUUUUAGGCAAAAGAUAUAUGA